Messenger RNA from Aspergillus costaricaensis CBS 115574, 1181 nucleotides. Its product is annotated as phosphoglycerate mutase family protein. The record is from RefSeq and is a predicted model, not a curated record. Gene Ontology annotation, cellular component: cytoplasm. NCBI's taxonomy places the organism in Eukaryota, Fungi, Ascomycota, Eurotiomycetes, Eurotiales, Aspergillaceae. The transcript has 3 exons. Gene Ontology annotation, molecular function: phosphatase activity. The coding region runs from base 30 to 1100 and encodes 356 amino acids.
GUCCUCUACAGUGACUGAUUCCUCUCACAAUGAAAUUCUCCAGCAUAGCACCCCUCGCCAUAGCUCUCACAGCCACCGCGCAAGCCUCCUACAUCAACUACACCACCGUGACCGGCUACUUCCUCCAAGACGAGGCCUCCACCGACGCAUCCACAUUCGACUAUACAACCACCAACUUCGGCCUCAUCAACCGCACCUACCCCUCCGACAACACCCACAAUGACAAACAAACCCAAUGGGAACGCUUCCACCACCACAUCACCACCCUAAACCACCACUCCCCACCAACCAUCUCCUACAAAGUCCUCUUCCUCGGCCGCCACGGCGAAGGAUACCACAACGCCGCAGAAUCCUACUACGGCACGCCCGCUUGGAAUUGCUACUGGUCCUUAUUAGAAGGCAACUCCACAACAACCUGGUCCGACGCAGACCUCACCCCCUCCGGAAUCCAACAAGCCCAAAUCGCCCACUCCUUCUGGUCACACCAGAUAGCAUCACAGAGGAUCCACACACCAGAUACCUACUUCGUCAGCCCGCUCCUCCGCGCCCUGCACACAGCAAAUAUCACUUUCUCUAAUCUGCCUCUACAAUCACCAUUCACUCCAGUAAUAAAAGAAUUCUUCCGCGAGAGCGUCACCCUACAUACGUGCGAUCAUCGACACAACGCCACGUACAUCCAUUCCCUCUUUCCCGAGUGGACGUUCGAGAAGGGAUUCAGUGAGGAGGAUGGGAUGUGGGAUGGGGUGAGGGCGGAGACCAAUGGGGCGCAGGAUGUGAGGAGUAAGGUUGCGCUUGAUGAGGUGUUUGCAGGGGAUGAUGGGGUGGGGAUGUUUGUGAGUGUGACGAGUCAUUCCGGGGAGAUUGCGAGUUUGUUGAGGGUGAUGGGGCAUAGGGAGUUUGGGCUUAGGACGGGAGCUGUUUUGCCGGUUUUGGUGAGGGGGGAGAUUGUCGGGGAUGCGUUGGAGCCGACGGUUACGGGGACGAGGUGGGAGACGAGUGCGCAUUGUACGGCGCCGCCGGUUACCUCUGUUAGUUCGGGGUGUGUGUGUGCUUCUUCGGCGGUGCCGGUGACGACGCCGUUGGUUACUCUUGCUGGUUAGUAUGACUGGUAAGAGUGAGGGUGGUAUAGGGAGGUGGUAGUUAGUAUAUUGGAUACUGUAUAUAGCCAGUCACUCAUUGCU